CCUCUCUCUCGGUCCUGCGCAACGACACGCGCAUCUCCCUCCCCCCGAUACGAUUCCUCCCCAUUCUCUCCCCUGGCGAUCGCUCCAGCGCCCCUCCCAAAACCCUAACCGCCCGGCGCCUCGGCGGCGACUGCCGGAGGCGACGGCGUAGCGCCCUCAGGCAGAGGCGGACAGCGCGGCGGGUUGCCCCCCCUGCGGCUGCGGAGGCGGACGAGGCGGCGGAGGGCCUUGCCCCCCCCCACCCCCCCCCCCCGGCGAUGCGAAUUGCGGGAUGAAGCUCAAGCGGCGACGCGCGGUGGAAGUGCCUCCAAAUAUAAAAUCUUUCAUCGAAAGUGUUACCGCUGUUCCUCUUGAGAAUGUAGAACUGCCGCUGAAGGAUUUUGCAUGGGAAUUUGACAAGGGGGAUUUUCAUCACUGGGUGGACCUUUUUAAUCACUUUGAUUCUUUCUUUGAGAGUUAUAUUAAAUCAAGGAAAGAUUUGCAGCUCGAAGAUAAUUUUCUUGAUGUGGACCCCCCAUUUCCUAGGGAAGCAGUCCUUCAAAUUCUUCGAGUAUCAAGAAUAAUCUUGGAAAAUUGCACAAAUAGACACUUCUAUAGUUUCUUUGAGCAGCACCUGUCUGCUCUUCUAGCAUCUACAGAUGCAGAUAUUGUUGAAGCAAGCUUGCAGACAUUAAUGGCAUUUGUAAACAAAUCAGUCGGGAAAAGCUCAAUUCGCAGUACAUCUCUGACUUCAAAGUUAUUUGCCUUCUCUCAAGGUUGGGGUGGAAAAGAAGGUGGCCUUGGAUUAAUAGCGUGUUCUCUGCCCACUGUAUCCGAUCCAGUUUCCACUGAGGUUGGCUCCACUCUCCAUUUCGAGUUUUAUCGUGGUGCUGAUAAAUCAGAUAAAUCCCAGUCUCUAGAUAACGAGAACAGGUUGGAAGUAAUUCAUUUAUCGAAUGUCAAUACCAGCAAGGGGGCAGAUCUUGAAAUAUUCGACAAGUUGGUCAAGGAUUACAGUGUGCCUCAAUCUUUAAGGUUCCCUCUUCUUACAAGAUUGAGAUUUGCAAGGGCAUUUGACUCUUUGACAUGUCGACGCCAAUAUAUCUGUAUCCGUUUGUAUGCCUUUAUUGUUCUUGUGCAAGCAGGCCAUGAUACUGAAGGUUUAUCAUCAUUUUUGAACAAUGAACCAGAAUUCAUUGAUGAACUAUUAUCAUUGCUUAGCUAUGAGGAUGAUAUACCAGAAAAAAUUAGGAUAUUGGGAAUCCUUUCACUGGUUGCACUGUGCCAAGAUCGAUCUCACCAGCCUACUGUAUUGUCUUCGGUAACUUCUGGUGGACAUCGCGGUAUUCUUCCUAGUCUCAUGCAGAAGGCAGUUGAUUCUAUCAUCAGUGGUUCUAUGAAAUGGUCCAUAAUAUUUGCUGAAGCUCUUCUCUCUCUUGUUUCUAUGCUGGUAUCAUCAACCCCUGGUUCUCUAGCUCUUCAAGAAGCAGGCUUUAUACCCACCAUUUUGCCUCUUCUCAAGGACACAAACACACAACAUUUACACCUAGUUAGUACGGCAGUGCAUGUCAUUGAGAGCUUCCUGGAUUAUCACAAUCCCUCUUCAGCAUUGUUCAGAGAUCUAGGCGGACUAGACGACACUAUUGCACGGCUUAAGAUAGAAGUAUCACAGGUUGAGAUUGGUUUGAAAAAAGUUGAAGAGUCUCAGCCAAUCAAUAAAGGAAAAGAGGUUGAAGGCUGUCCACCAGUGCCAGAUAUGCAGUCUUCAUGUUCUGAAACCUUGGUUUUAUAUAAUAGGAAGAACUUAAUGAAAGUUUUACUACGUACAGUAUCUCUGGCAACAUAUGUGCCUGGUAGCUCUGCUCGUGUGGAUGGUUCUGAAGAGAAUGUGUUGCCCCCAUGUUUGUGUACAAUUUUUAGGAGAGGCAAGGACUUUGGUGGUGGUGUUUUCUCACUUGCUGCAAAUGUUAUGAGCGAUCUCAUACAUAGAGACCCAACAUGCUAUACUGUUCUUGAUGCAGCUGGUUUGCCACAAGCAUUUCUUGAUGCCAUAAUGGAUGGUGUACUUUACAACUCUGAUGCAGUCUCGUGUAUACCACAGUGUUUGGAUGCAUUAUGUUUGAACAAUAGUGGUCUUCAAUUAGUCAAGGACCGCAAUGCUUUAAGAUGCUUUGUGAAAAUCUUUACCUCCAGAUCAUAUUUGAAAGCGCUUAGUGGGGACACAACAGGGGCCUUAUCAAGUGGACUUGAUGAAUUAAUGCGCCAUGCAUCAUCAUUACGUUCUUCCGGAGUUGACAUGUUUAUUGAAAUCUUGAACACUGUUUCAAAAAUUGGGUGUGGUGGAGACUCUAAUUCCUGUACGGAAUGUGAUAAUUCCUGUGCAGCUGUUCCGAUGGACACUGAUGUGGAGGGAGGUACAACACAGAAUGAGAGUGUACCUUCUGAAGUGGGAUGCUCAGGCAAAAUGGUUGAGGCUCCUCUAGAUGCUAUGGCAUCAUCUUCCAUUGAGUUAUUUCUUCCUGAGUGCAUAUGCAAUGUUGCUCGUCUCCUUGAAACUGUUCUGCAGAAUACUGAUACUUGCAGGCUAUUCAUUGAGAAAAAAGGAAUCGAGGCUGUUCUUCAACUGUUGAAGUUGCCAGUAAUACCUGUAUCUGUUUCAAUUGGUCAGAAUAUAUCUGUCGCAUUUAAAAACUUCUCACCUCAACAUUCUGUUUCUCUGGCAAGAGCAGUGUGCUUAUUUCUUCGAGACCACCUUAAAUUGACAAAUGAACUGUUGUGUUCGAUUUCUGGAACUAAGCUAACCGAUAGUGAACCUGUGAAGCAAUCAGCUCUCCUGAAAACACUUUGUACUCUUGAAGGGCUUUUGUCUCUUGCCAAUUUUCUUCUGAAGGGAACUACUAUUAUGGUCUCAGAACUGGCUUUUGCAGAUGCUGAGGUAUUGAAGGAAUUGGGGAAGGUUUAUAUUGAAGUGACAUGGCAUAUCUCUUUACUCAGUGAUGCCAAGGUGGAUAAACAGGAGUCAGAUCAAGAUGAUGUACCUGGAGAUGCUUCAAUUUCUAAUGCAUCUGAAAGGGAUAGUGAUGAUGACUCAAGUGCAGUACCAGUUGCAAGAUAUAUGAAUUCUAUUUCCACGAGGGCUUCUUUAUCACCCUGGAGUAUGGAGCAAGAUUUUGUAUCAGCAGUCCGAUCUGCUGCAAACAUGCACCGGCAUGGUCGGCACUCGCUAUCAAGGAUACGUGGGCGCCUAAGUGGAGUAUUGGAUGCAACACAUACUGAUUUAGAUGGUCCUUAUUCUCCAGCAGAGAUCUCUAGGAGUCAUGAUGCUUCAAAGAAAAGCUCUGAAGUUAUUAUUUCUGAACUUCUGACAAAACUUGGCUACACCAUGCGUUCCUUCCUCUCUACCCUUGUCAAAGGAUUACCAGCUCGUCGUCGGGCUGACUCAAAUCUUAGCCCAGCUUCAAGAAGUCUUGUGACUGCACUAGCACAACUUUUCCUUAGUGCUCUUGGUUACUCUGGACAUUCUACCGCUGGCUUUGAGAUGUCGUUAUCUGUUAAAUGCCGUUACCUUGGGAAGGUUGUGGAAGACAUGGCUGUGCUUAUGUUUGACAGCAGGCGUCGCUCAUGCAAUUCUGCACUUGUUAAUAGUUUUUAUGUGAAUGGGACAUUCAAGGAAGUUCUAACUACCUUUGAAGCCACCAGUCAGUUACUAUGGACACUUCCUUUCUCAGUCCCUGCUGCUGGCACAGAUCAAGGUUCCUCUAUUGGUGAGAAGGCAUCUCACAAUUCCUGGCUUCUGGAUACGUUACAGAGUUAUUGUAAAUUGCUGGAAUAUUAUGUGAACUCUACUUUCUUAUUGUCUCCAUCCUCUUCUCAUAAUCAGCUUCUUGUCCAGCCUAUUGUCACUGAGCUGUCAAUUAAUCUAUUCCCUGUGCCUUCAGAGCCAGAAUCAUUUGUUCGUAUGCUGCAAUCUCAAGUUCUGGAUGCAGUUCUUCCUGUUUGGAAUCACACAAUGUUUCCUGAAUGCAGCCCGGCUCUUGUUACCUCACUGGUCUCAAUUAUGAACAAUAUAUGCUCUGCUGUUGGAGAUCUGAAGCAAGGCCGCAAUAGUGUUGGAGUGGCCAACCAGCGUGUUACUAGCCCCCCUCUUGAUGAGUCAGCUAUUGCUACAAUUGUUGAAAUGGGAUUUUCAAGAGCUAGGGCAGAAGAAGCUCUGAGAAGCGUCAGAACUAACAGUGUGGAGAUGGCCACUGAUUGGUUGUUCAGCCAUCCAGAAGAAUUUGUUCAAGAAGAUGUGCAGCUUGCACAGGCACUAGCUUUGUCACUUGGAACCUCCAUUGAAACACCCAAGGAGGAUGGAAGCAAUAAGAAUGAUACAGCUACUGCUGAAGAAAAAAGUGUAUUUGUGCUCCCUUUGGAUGACAUUCUCACUGUAUCAACAAAGCUUUUCUGCUCUAGUGAUUCCGCCAUGACUUUCCCACUGACUGACCUUCUAGUGACACUAUGCAACCGGAAUAAGGGAGAAUACCGACAACGGGUAGUACUCUAUCUUUUUGAGCAACUAAGACGUUUUUCGUCUGAUGCCAUGGUUGGUACAGGUGCUUUGUAUUCUGUUGGCCAUUUGUUAGCUUUGCUUCUGAGUGAAGACAGUGUCAUACGUGAGAUUGGUGCUGAAAAUGGUGUCGUCACUCAUGUUCUUAACAUGUUAGAAAAUCUUAAAUCAAGGACAGACCAGACAGAUCAGACUUGGAAUUCUAUCAGUGCACUGUUGCUUGUAUUGGAUAACAUGCUACAAUUUAAUCCAAAGCUUAAUACAGAAACAGCUGAUGGUGCAUCCAAGUCAAUUUCUGAUGCAUCCAGUGCUGACAGCAAGGCAAAUCCAGCGCCACCUGAUGGAAAGAAAACUGAAACUAUGGAUUCAGCAGACAAUACAAGUGCUACUAAUGUGUUCGAAAAUAUUUUGGGGAAACCUACUGGCUAUUUGACUGAUGAGGAGAGCCAAAAGGCACUGGUUUUCUGCUGUGAGUUCAUCAAGAAACGUGUGCCAGCAACAGUUAUGCAAGCUGUUCUUCAGCUCAGUGCCCGCUUGACAAAGACACAUUCUCUUGCCGCUCAGUUCUUUGAAAAUGGUGGCCUAUCAUCUCUGUUAAAUCUCCCAAGCGCUUGCAUCUUUCCUGGAUUUGAGACCUUAGCAUCUGCCAUUGUGCGCCACCUCAUUGAGGAUCCUCAGACCUUGCAGAGUGCCAUGGAAUUGGAAAUACGCCAGUCAUUAAUUAACCGUGGCAGUCGUACUCCACGCUCAUUUCUGACAAAUAUGGCGCCGCUGAUAUCUAGGGAUCCUGUGAUCUUCAUGAGGGCUGUAACUUCAGUCUGCCAAUUAGAUUCUUCUGGAGGGAGAACGAAUGUAGUCCUGUUGAAGGAUAAGGAAAAAGACAGGGAGAAACAGAAAGUUCCUUCGACAGAAAGUAAUGAGCCUGUUCAGAUGGCAGCUGAUAUUAAGUCAGUUGAUACACCAAACAGAUGUUCACGGAGCCAAAAAAAGGUUCCUGCUAGUCUUUCUCAAGUGAUCGAUCAGCUUCUUGAGAUCAUUAUGAGCUAUCCAUCUGCAAGCAAAGAACAGGGGUUUGAUGGUUACUUCCUGUUGACUCCAAUGGAUGUUGAUGAGCCAAACACUAAGGGAAAAUCUAAAGUUGAUGAUGGCCAAGAGCUUGAGGGGGAUGCCCUCUCUGAGAGAUCUGCAUUGCUGUCAAAGUUGGCAUUUGUCCUUAAGUUGAUGAGUGAGAUACUCCUCAUGUAUGUGCAUGCAGUAGGGAUAAUUCUGAAACGGGAUACAGAGCUAUCACAGUCACGAAGUUGUGAUCAAGGUGCAGGACACAGUGGUUUACUGCAUCAUAUAUUCUAUCUGCUACUUCCACUCUCUUCGGUCAAAACUGCUGAUGUCUCAGAUGAUUGGACAGGAGAGUUGUCUGAGAGAGCUUCCUGUUUCUUGGUAGCUUUGUGCUGCAGGUCUGCUGAAGGUCGUAGAAGGGUUAUUUCUGAAAUUGUGAAGGCAUUUAACUAUUUUAUUGAUUCAGCAAGCAGUACCUCCAGAGGAUCUUUGAUACCUGACAGAAAAGUUUUGGCUUUCUCUGAGCUGGUAAAUUCAAUAUUGUCGCGGAAUAGUCAGAGCAACUUACCUGUUCUUGGUUGCUCGCCUGAUAUUGCAAAACCUAUGGUAGAUGGUAGAAUGGUACAAUCUCUUUCUGGUUUGCUGAAAGUAAUUGAUCUGGACCAUCCAGAUGCUGCAAAGGUUGUCAACUUGAUAUUGAAGGCUUUGGAUAGCCUCACCAGGACUGCUUAUGCUAGUGAUCAAGUUCUCAAGUCAGAUCGAUAUACCAAGAACAGAUUACCAGGGUCACAUGAACAAACACAUGAAGCUGAUGACAAUAUAAUUCAUGAGCAAAGCACAGAUAUCAGACAUCAUCAUACUGACAGCAUCAUUCAAUCUACAGGUCAACAAGUGCAAGAACUGUCUCAUGUUGAUGGGGACAAUAACGAGAACCAUGGCCAACCUGCUGAGCAAGAAAUGGGAGUCGAUGCAGUGGACAACAAUUCUAGUGGUAAUCCUUCAAUGAAUGGUGUGGAGUUCAUGCGGGAAGAAACAAUUCAAGGUAACGUUAUGGCUCCUAGUACUGAUGUUGGUUUGGCUUUCCCAGUGCAACAUCAAGGUGAUGAUGAAAUGGCUGAUGAAGAUGAGGAUAUUGGGGAGGAAGGUGAGGAUGAAGAUGAGGAUGAGGAUGAUGAGGAAAUAGCAGAUGAGGGAGCCGGUUUGAUGUCCAUAGCUGACACAGAUAUCGAGGACCAGGAGAACAAUGCUAUUGGUGACGAAUACAAUGAUGACCUGAUGGAUGAAGAGGAUGAUGAUGACUUUCUUGAGAACCGUGUUAUAGAAGUGAGAUGGAGGGAGAGCUUGACUGGAAUGGAUCAUCAUCUGAGAUUUUCCAGGGGUCGUGCAGACUCAAGUGGUUUUAUAGAUAUAUCUUCCGAGUCAUUUCAUGGUGUGGGGAUGGAUGAUUCAUUUAAUCUGCAUCGUUCGUUCAGUCUUGAGCGCCGCCGCCAAAGUGGAAGUAGGUCACUUCUUGAUCGACCAAGGUCUGAUGGAAAUGCUUUUCUUCAUCCACUGCUUGUUAGGCCAGCUCAGUCUAGGGAGGGAACUGGUUCGGCAUGGCCCUCUGGAGGAACCUCAUCGAGAGAUUUUCACACACUAUCUUUUGGUAAUUCAGACAUCCCCUUGUACAUGUUAGAUGCUGGGUUUCCACCAGAAACUGCUCCCCCAGUGUUUGGUGAGCGUGUUGUAAGUACUGCUCCACCACCAUUGAUAGAUUUCUCACUUGGUAUGGAUUCCCUCCGAAUUAGGCGGGGCCCUGGAGAUAAUCCAUGGACUGAUGAUGGUCAACCACAGGCAGGUAAUCAUGCAGCUGCUAUUGCUCAGGCAGUGGAGGAUCAAUUUGUGUCACAGUUAUCUGUGGCUAGUAAUUCAAAUAAUGCCCAGUUGCAGCCUGAACAGACUGGCAAUGAUGUGAAUGCACAUUUACCAUCACCAGAUACAGGAAAUGCUGAACCUGUAGCAACCAAUUCUCCUGCUCAACCUGUUGGUAGUCCUCAGCAAGUUCAUACUGUUAACCAAGAACCUGCUCCUGCAAAUGAUCGAUUCUGUCCUACGAAUGUGCAGGUAAAUCAACAGGGUUUUGUUCACGAUAAUUGCAUUGAGGAAGCGGUACAGCAAACAGCAGCUGAUGAUCCUAUACCUCAGAAUGAUGAAAUAAUGUCUGUUGCUGAUACACAGCUUGGUGGUUGUCCUGAAAGAGAUUCCUUAUCUGGUAAUCAAAGUCAUGAUCAUAUUAUGCACAAUGAGAUUGAAGCACCUCAACAACUUCAGUUGAGUAGUGAUCCUAGGGAAGCCCCAUCUGAUCUGGAGUCAAGCUGCCAUGCACUUGUCACUUCUGCAAGUACUGCUCCUGAGCUGAGUGAUGCUCAUGUAGAUUCUGCCGCAGUGAAUGCGGAAGCUGACAUGAACAGUGUUGAUAUUGCUGAAAAUGAAGUUGGGAACUCAGCUCCUGGUUCUGAUGGCAACGAUAUGUCUUCUAGGAGACAUGAAGAAGCUCAUCAAGAGCCUCAGACAGAGCAACUAGAUGCUAACAAUGAGGUCUCUAGUGCUAAUGAAAUUGAUCCCACAUUUCUUGAAGCAUUGCCUGAGGAUCUUCGUGCAGAGGUCCUUGCUUCUCAGCAGAACCGUUCUGCCCCAGCUGCUUCAUAUACUCCACCAGCUGCAGAAGAAAUAGAUCCUGAGUUUUUGGCUGCUCUCCCACCAGACAUUCAAGCUGAGGUUCUAGCCCAGCAGCGAGCACAGAGGAUUGCUCACUCUCAACCAGUUGGUCAGCCGGUAGAUAUGGAUAAUGCUUCAAUUAUAGCAACUUUCCCUCCUGAUCUACGUGAAGAGGUGCUUUUGACCUCAUCAGAAGCAGUUCUGUCUGCCCUUCCUUCAGCUUUACUUGCUGAAGCUCAAAUGCUACGGGACAGAGAAUUGAGUCGAUAUCGUGCUAGAGGAAGCCUAUUUGGUGGAAGCUACAGACUUGGAGGAAGGAGGCUGCCAGAAGAUAAUCAGACAGUUAUAGACAGGGCUGUUGGUGUUACUAUGGGUAGGAGGGUUAUUUCUGCUUCACAAGGCAGUUCAAAGGGUAAAGAUGUGGAAGGGACCCCACUUUUGGACUCAGAUGCCCUGCGUGCACUUAUUCGUCUUCUGCAGUUGGCUCAGCCACUCAGCAAAGGCCUUCUUCAAAGGCUUAUGUUCAAUCUGUGUGCACACAGUGUCACACGUGUUACCUUGGUUGGCCAUCUGCUCGACAUGAUUAAACCUGAAUCUGAGGGGGUUAGCGUAUCUGAUUGCAUGGCUACAUACAGAUUACAUGGAUGUCAGUGGAACAUUGUUUACGCACAACCUUACUCUGCAAAUGGUUUGCCUCCACUUGUGACACGGCGACUUCUUGAAAUCCUGACAUAUCUUGCUUCUAACCAUCCAUCUGUUGCGGAUCUUUUGGUCCAUUUCAAUCCUUCAGUUAGUUCAAACCAUUUGAUAUUACAGGACAGUAAAGAGGUAUCUCAAGAAAGUCCAUUGUUGAAGAUGAAGCAAUCAUCUUCAGAGGGUUAUACACCUAUUCUAUUGUUUCUUAAGCUCCUAAACAAACCCUUAUUUCUGCGCAGUCGAGUAUACCUUGAGCAGGUGAUGUGUUUGCUUGAAGUUGUGGUUAACAAUGCUGCGUCCCAAAUUGAUUAUCCACCUCGCUCUGCACAAAUUGCUAACAGUUCAGGUGUUGAAUUGGCUGAUGGGGCACCGCCUCAAACACAGGUGGAACCAUCUACUCUAGAACAAGGUCAUAUCCAGGAUAAUGACCAAAGCAAAGAUGUUGAGGUCCCAGUGUCAUGUGCUCGGCAGGAUGUUAAUGUGCAUGCCAUUCUUACUCAGCUUCCUGAUGCUGACUUACAUAAUCUGUGCAAUAUUCUGGCACUUGAGGGUCUUCCAGAUAAAGUGUACUCGCUUGCUGCGGAGGUGGUGAAAAAAUUGGCUAGUGUUGCCGCAUCGCAUCAGAAAUUCUUUUCCAUCGAGUUAGCUGGUGUUGCUCAGAGUUUAAGUUCUUCUGCAGUAGAGGAGCUUGUAACACUGAAAAACACUCAAAUGCUUGGGCUCAGUACUUGUUCUAUGGCCGGAGCUGCUAUCUUGCGGGUACUGCAAGUCCUAUCUAUGUUGACAUCAGAUGUGAUUGAUAGUGGACAUGAACAAGAUAUGGCACAGGAAGAGCAGUCCAUUUUGUGGGAUUUGAAUGUUGGUCUUGAACCUUUGUGGCAAGAAUUAAGUGAUUGUAUAAGUGCCACAGAGGCAAAACUUGUACACAAUUCAACAUUUGCUUCCCCUGCUCCAUUGGUUGAUGCUUUGGAAGUUGGUGCUUCGUCCUCUAUUUCUCCACCACUUCCUCCAGGCACUCAACGCUUGCUGCCAUUCAUAGAAUCGUUUUUUGUUCUCUGUGAGAAGCUUCAAGCAAAUCAACCAGUUACACAAUCAGAUUACAAUGUUACUGCUCAUGAAGUGAAAGAAUUAGCUGGAAGUUCAUCGUCGCCUUCAUUGAAGGCUGGUGGAAUCUGCAAUGUAACUUUUAUAAGGGUUGCAGAAAAACAUCGACGGCUACUCAAUGUUUUCAUUCGACAAAACCCAAGCUUACUAGAGAAGUCACUUUCUAUGAUGUUGAAAGUACCAAGGCUGAUAGAUUUUGACAACAAGCGUGCUUACUUCCGGUCACGCAUCAGACAGCAACAUGAUCAGCAUCUUUCAGCUCCUCUACGCAUUAGUGUUCGCAGGGCUUAUGUUUUGGAGGAUUCAUAUAAUCAGUUGAGAUUACGUCGUACCCAGGACCUCAAAGGUCGCCUGACUGUGCAGUUUCAAGGAGAAGAGGGUAUAGAUGCUGGAGGACUUACUAGGGAGUGGUACCAAUUGCUCUCACGAGUUAUUUUUGACAAAGGAGCUCUUCUCUUCACCACAGUCGGAAACAAUGCGACUUUCCAGCCUAAUCCAAACUCUGUUUAUCAAACAGAGCACCUUUCUUAUUUCAAGUUUGUUGGUCGAGUGGUUGCUAAAGCAUUAUUUGAUGGCCAGUUGUUGGAUGUCCACUUUACCCGUUCAUUUUACAAACACAUCCUGGGUGCUAAAGUAACAUAUCAUGAUAUAGAGGCUAUCGAUCCUGAUUACUACAAAAAUUUGAAGUGGAUGCUGGAGAAUGAUGUAAGUGACCUUCCUGAUUUAACAUUCAGCAUGGAUCCUGACGAGGAAAAACAUAUUCUCUAUGAGAAGACUGAGGUUACUGAUUAUGAGUUAAAACCUGGCGGAAGAAAUAUCAGGGUCACUGAGGAAACAAAGCAAGAAUAUGUUGACCUUGUAGCUGAACAUAUACUGACCACAGCAAUUCGUCCUCAAAUUAAUGCUUUCCUUGAGGGCUUCACAGAGUUAGUUCCAAGGGACCUAAUAGCCCUAUUUAAUGAUAAAGAACUUGAACUACUGAUCAGUGGUCUUCCUGAAAUUGACUUGGAUGAUCUGAAGGCUAACGCGGAAUAUAUCGGAUAUUCUGCUGCAUCUCCUGUCAUCCAGUGGUUCUGGGAAGUUGUUAAAGCAUUCAGCAAGGAGGACAUGGCCAGACUACUGCAGUUUGUUACUGGAACAUCAAAGGUACCGUUGGAAGGUUUCAAAGCACUACAAGGUAUUUCUGGUCCCCAGAGAUUUCAGAUUCACAAGGCUUACGGAGCUCCAGACCGGCUUCCAUCUGCUCAUACAUGCUUUAACCAGUUGGACUUACCGGAAUACACCUCAAAGGAGCAACUAGAAGAGCGCCUGCUUCUUGCCAUUCAUGAAGCUAGUGAAGGUUUUGGCUUUGGCUGAUCUGUUCCUCCAUGGAGUGCUAAAGAGUGCACUGGGUCAUUGUUUUUCUGCUUGCCAUGUACAGAUUUUGAAGGCAAUUGAGAUGGUCACAGAUGCUAUACAUAACAUAGAUCGAGCCAAGGAGUGUUUUGGGAAUAUGCUCAGGGUGAAGUUGGGAUCCAAAAUUUUCUUGGAACAGUCAAUCAGGAUGUCGGGCGGGUACAGUAGGAGUAGAGCUCUGCGACAACAAGAAUGCUGAUGUAACUAGCUUCCAUUUGCCUUCAGUUAAAAGAGUCCAAUGUAAAGUCGUUUAAUGCUUCUUUAUACCAAUCGUUCUGGUGAUUUUUGUACUGCUUCCUCCGAUUCUGGGAGCCAGGGCAGGUUCUGCAAAUAAAUAAGCCAUCUGGUAAUGCCAUGACUCCAUGUUUAUUUAAUCAGCUUUUUACGUGCGUAUUCUCUA
Messenger RNA from Panicum hallii, 11876 nucleotides. RefSeq names its product E3 ubiquitin-protein ligase UPL1-like. The transcript is spliced from 16 exons. Lineage: Eukaryota; Viridiplantae; Streptophyta; Magnoliopsida; Poales; Poaceae. Gene Ontology annotation, molecular function: protein binding; ubiquitin-protein transferase activity. The record is from RefSeq and is a predicted model, not a curated record. Gene Ontology annotation, biological process: proteasome-mediated ubiquitin-dependent protein catabolic process; positive regulation of protein catabolic process; protein polyubiquitination. Bases 272 to 11437 code for a protein of 3721 amino acids.